Molecule: messenger RNA, 928 nt
Organism: Oncorhynchus keta (chum salmon)
Lineage: Eukaryota; Metazoa; Chordata; Actinopteri; Salmoniformes; Salmonidae
Product: transmembrane emp24 domain-containing protein 4-like
Exons: 5
Coding region: 58-720 (220 amino acids)
Biological process (GO): intracellular protein transport; positive regulation of canonical NF-kappaB signal transduction; Golgi organization
Cellular component (GO): endoplasmic reticulum-Golgi intermediate compartment; Golgi apparatus; COPII-coated ER to Golgi transport vesicle
Source: RefSeq, a predicted model, not a curated record
AGCUGGUUGCAUUUACUACACUGAGCCUGCUGCAGGGGACAACAAAGCUGAUUUGACAUGAUGCUCACUGCACCUGGCGCUGGAAUUAUCAUAUUAUUUGCUUGGCUCUCUCCAAGUUAUGCUCUCUAUUUUCACAUUGGAGAGACGGAGAAAAAAUGCUUUAUAGAGGAAAUUCCAGAUGAGACUAUGGUUAUUGGGACAUACAGGACCCAGCUGUGGGACAAGCAGAUGGGAUCCUUCCUCCAAACUACCCCUGGCCUUGGAAUGCAUGUGGAGAUCAAAGAUCCGGAUACUAAGAUAAUUCUGUCUCGUCAGUAUGGGUCAGAUGGACGGUUCACCUUUACUUCCCAUACACCAGGCGAGCACCAGAUCUGCCUGCACUCCAACUCCACCAAGAUGGCCCUUUUCGCUGGCGGCAAACUGAGAGUCCACCUGGAUAUUCAGGUUGGUGAACAUACCAACAACUACCCCGAAAUCGCAGCAAAAGACAAGCUCACAGAGCUGCAAUUGAGAGCUCGACAAUUACUGGACCAAGUAGAACAAAUCCAGAAAGAGCAGAACUAUCAGCAGUAUCGUGAGGAGCGGUUCCGCAUGACGAGUGAGAGCACCAAUCAGCAUGUGCUUUGGUGGUCUAUAGCUCAGACACUUAUCCUCAUCUUCACUGGCAUCUGGCAGCUCAAGCACCUCAAGAGCUUCUUUGAGGCCAAGAAGUUGGUGUAAUGCUCACAGGACAUCACUGAUUGAGUUCAAGACAGGAGUGACAACCAUACAGAGCUGACUGGCAGAGAGACGCUUCAACCCGGGAAGCAAAUGACUUCAUCCAGUGUGUUAUGUAUUGUCCAUUAUUAAUUAUUCCGUGACUUAACUUAUUGUGAUCAGUAAGCAAACACCUGUGUCCAUUUCCUUGUUUUUUUCCCCCCUACUUUUG